Messenger RNA from Paramecium tetraurelia, 579 nucleotides. RefSeq lists its product as uncharacterized. The record is from RefSeq and is a predicted model, not a curated record. Lineage: Eukaryota; Ciliophora; Oligohymenophorea; Peniculida; Parameciidae. The transcript has 5 exons.
AUGAAGUUAAAGGAUUUGUCUGAACAAACCCAAGAGUCUCAACCAACUAUCAAACACUUAGAUGUUUCUAGUAAUCUAUUAAAAUCUGGAAAGGAAUUAGCUAUGUUUCCAAAUUUGGAAACCUUGAUCAUAGAUAAUAAUUAUUUCUUCAGAUUAGAUGACUUUCCAGUCUUACCAAAUUUAAUAACACUUAGCGCAAACAAAAAUACUUUCAAUAAUUUUGACAUGUUUAUACAACAUUGCAAAGAGAAGUUUCCUAGGCUAAGUCAUCUCAGUUUAAUAAAGAAUCCCAUCUGUCCCAUGUUUACCUAAGGGGAAGAAGAGAAUAUAAAUUAUCGAGCAAAAUUCAUUUAGGAACUUCCUUAAUUAAAAAAUCUAGAUGGUACUCCUGUUAAUCCAUUAGAGGCAGAUCCUAAUUUUUAAAAGCUUUAAUAGUAAGCAAAAUAAUAACAAGUCUAAAAUUAUGAUGAACAAAAGAGAGGAACAAUCGAUUAUAAUGCCAAAUAUCAAAAACCUAAUAGUAAAACUGUAAAAACCAAAAGUGAAGGAAAUAGAUUUGUUAAAAACACGCAUUUAUGA